AUGGCGCCCAAUCCGACGUCGGCAGCUGCCCGCGACAGCGGUGGCUCCGCCGCCGGCAAACACGAAGUCUCAGCAGCCGUCGCGGCGGCCAAGAAAGAAAAGCGAAUGGCAGCAGCAGCGGCCGCUAUGGCACCGCGAAUGCAGAGCCAGGUGCAAAAAUGGGCCAAGAUGACGGCGGAGCUGGGAGGCGGCGCAGACGUCGCGACGGGAGAUGGGGAGAGCGGCGAGGACGGCGGCGGAGCCACCGACGCAAGCGGCCGACCACGCAAGAAGGCGAGGCUCGGCACGUCGUCAGAGGGAAGCAAGAACAGGACCAAGACGGCAAAACUUGCAAAGACCAGCACGCUUCCGUUUUCCAAGCAGCUCCGUGCGCCCCACCGCCGCGACCGGUAUGUGUCCUUUGGCAUCGGGGCCGGCCUGGGGCGCAACUCAAUGGGCGAAAAAGCCGCUGCCGUGGCGACGGCGACGUCCUCGUUGCCGCCGACUUGUCUGCUUUGUCUCGUGCGCUUCGAUUCGCGCCAGCAGCUGCGCGAUCAUGAGGCACUGUCGUCGCGGCACCGGCGGCAGCUGCGCGAUGGCACUGCACGCAAGACUGCCUUACAUCGAUACGCCAAGAUUGCCAAAAACGAAGCUGCGGCGACCGACGCGGUAGAAUCGAAUGGAGACGACACAUUGGCCGACCGAGACCGCCAGGACCGCCAGUCUGGUUCUGGCCCCAAAAUCGAUCGACCGCCGGUCCAUAUCAAACGACUGCCCCGUCGUCGCGGUGACCUUGCGCCAACGUAUACCUCGUAUGCCGCGCCUAUACGAGUCCCGAAUUCCGGGGACGACAGUGGUGCCACUCUGUACCAUGCGUGCCUCCUGUGUGGGCGGCGCUUUCGAAGCCGCGCAAUGCUUCGUCUGCACGAACGUGAGAGUGCUCUGCACCGGGCGCGCACCCGCGAUCCAGCGUCUGUGGCGGCAGCCGUGGCGGCUGUCAACAAAGCUGUAGAGGAUGCCGACCUACAACGGAAGGACCCACCAAAGGAGGGAGACGUUGGGCCAGAAAAAGACGAGGGCAAUGUGCCCCCAACCACGACGGCUCCUAGACUCCACAUACGGCCCCUCCUUCACAUGCGACCGGCCGCACCGUCGACGGCAGGAACUACGACCGCACAAUACCGAGACCGGGCCCGCGAACGGCGCCUCGUACAUGGCGACAGUACCAAGGGCAGGUCGGCCGGCGGCAAGCGGCCCGGCAAGCACGAGGCAGGAUCUGCUGCCACGUCGACUGCUACCCCUUCCAAAGGUGCUGCUCUGCUUGGAAAGAUGGGCUGGACGGCCGGCCAAGGACUGGGCGCACAGGGCGGCGGUCUCACCGAAGCGGUCGCACUGGCUGCCUACCGGUCGGGUGUGGGCCUGGGUGCACAGGGCGGCAAACUAGGCGACGCGGCGGACGUGGCAGCGCGGCGGACGGAGAGCACAUAUGCAGACUUUGUGCAGCAGACGCGAGACACGGCGCGGCAACGAUUGAUGGCCUUGGAGCGAGAAGAGGCAGACGCAGCGGCGGCUGCUGCAGCUACUGCCGCUGCACAAGACGACGAAGACGCCAUUUUCAAGGAGGAGGAUUAA
Sporothrix schenckii 1099-18 is the source of this 1611-nucleotide messenger RNA. RefSeq lists its product as uncharacterized. Gene Ontology annotation, molecular function: RNA binding. Bases 1 to 1611 code for a protein of 536 amino acids. The transcript has a single exon. The record is from RefSeq and is a predicted model, not a curated record. Gene Ontology annotation, biological process: mRNA splicing, via spliceosome. NCBI's taxonomy places the organism in Eukaryota, Fungi, Ascomycota, Sordariomycetes, Ophiostomatales, Ophiostomataceae. Gene Ontology annotation, cellular component: nucleus.